GCGGAGGAUGAGGAGGAGGAAGGGUGCUGGUCCUCAGAGCCGCUGCAGGUCUGAGCAGCUUCCUGGCCGCUGCAUCCCCCGACGGUCCGGAGCCCUCCUUUCCGGGAAGAGAUGGAUGCGUCCCCGCCGCUGCCCACCCUGAGCCCGGCCGUGCCCCCCUACGUGACGCGGGGGCUGACGGCCGUCUACACCGCCUUCUACUCGCUGCUGUUCGCCUUCGUGUACGCGCAGCUGUGGCUGCUGCUGCGGUACCGGCACAAGCGGCUGAGCUACCAGAGCGUGUUCCUGUUCCUGUGCCUGCUGUGGUCGGCGCUGCGCACCGUGCUCUUCUCUUUCUACUUCGGCAGCUUCGUGACGGCCAACACGCUGGCGCCCUUCCCCUUCUGGCUGCUCUACUGCUUCCCCGUGUGCCUGCAGUUCUUCACCCUCAGCCUCAUGAACCUCUACUUCGCACAGGUUGUUUUUAAGGCCAAGUCCAAGUAUUCACCAGAGCUUCUGCGGUACAGGCUGCCGCUGUACCUCCUCUUCCUGUUCGUCAGCCUGGUGUUUUUGGUGGUGAAUUUAGUUUGUGCCCUGCUGGUGCGGAUGUCCUUCGCAGAGGCGCACACCAUCGUGCUCGUGAGGGUCACAAUCAACGACACGCUUUUUGUCCUGUGCGCCAUCUCGCUCGCGUUAUGUCUUUACAAGAUUGCCAAGAUGUCGCUGGCCAACAUUUACCUGGAGUCCAAGGGGACAUCGGCGUGCCAGGUGACGGUCGUCGGGGCCAUCGUCAUCCUCCUGUACGCGUCCAGGGCCUGCUACAACCUGGUGGUUUUGGGACUCUCAAACAGAAGGAUCAAUAACUUCGACUUUGACUGGUACAACGUAUCAGACCAGGCAGAUUUACAGUCGACUCUGGGCGACACCGGCUAUGUGGUCUUUGGAGUGAUUCUGUUCGUGUGGGAGCUGCUCCCCACCUCUCUUGUGGUGUUCUUCUUCCGGGUUCGGAAGCCCAACCUGGACAGGAGCAGCUCGGGCCUUCCUGGUCACGUCUUCUCCUCCAGGGCGUACUUCUUCGACAACCCACGGCGCUACGACAGUGACGAUGAUCUGGCGUGGAGCGUCAUGCCUCAGAACAUCCAAGCCAGCCUCGCCGCCGACAGUUACGAGUGGGGAAGCCAAAGCAGCGGCAUCGGCGCCUACGUCGAAGGUGACGACAGCUACAGCUGCCCUCCUCCGUCGGAGGAGCUCAGCCAUUACUGACGGAGCUCUGGGAGUCGUCGUGAGCCGCAUCUGUAUAUUUUUGCACAAUCUACUACUGACAGAGGCCCACGUGGUUGAGACUGGCCCUCGACUUUAUUUCAUUUCCUUUCUCGUCUGGAGAGAAACUAACGGACCUUUGUCUCUAUGCCAGUGUAUAAACACCCUGUAAGGGGAAAUUAAUUUUGCACACUCCUUGUACAAAAUAUGAUCUUAAAACUUAAAGCUUCUAGUUUAUAUUGAAUACAGUUAAUAUAUUUCUUGACCUUUGUAAUGUGUACUGUAUUACUAUUUUAUGUACUGUUUUUGAACAUGUUUUUUUCAUACAGAUGUGUUUAUAUAGAAGAUAUAUACAUUUACUUCAUAUAAAAAAGCAUAAAUACUGUAAAAAUGUUAAUUUUUAAUAUCAAACCUAUACUAGUGUAAUAAACUAACAUUGGUUGAUGUUUUACAGAUUUAUACAUGGUCUUAAAUGGUUUAAAUGAAAUAUUUUAACAUUUCCAGGAUUUAAAUUCUGCAGCAAAUACUUGAGAGCAUAUUCUUCUACAUUAAGGCAUUAAAAACAUAUCUUAAAGCUUUUUUCAAAGCCUUUCAGUAAAUGCACUCUAGCGACCUCUAUCGUUGGUUUGGUGGAACAAGACAACUCACCAUCACAGUCAUAGCCAUCCAUGCAGCAUCUACCUGCUGGUUCAUAUUUAGGCUCACAGGGAUCUGCUGGAGUCAGCUCUCCUCGGGUGAAGGUCGGGGUUACACCCGGCCGGCACGGGUCUCCACUCCAUCACAAUGGCAUGCUGUGUUGUUUUAAAUAAAAAAACUGAGGAAAUGAAUUGAAGUAAAAAAAAAAAAUCAGAUUAAAAUUUCACCACCAGGUUUCUUGUGAGUUGUUGAUGUCCUUGUGCCAGCCGACGAGGCAAAGACGGGACAAACUGGAGCUCUACAAGUAGGAUGAUGUGAUACGAGCCAACGAAUUAAGGAUUAGAUGUGACCAAAAGCAGCCCACCAACUACAGUGCCUUGCGAAAGUAUUUGGCCCCCUUGAAUUUGUGACCUUUUGCCACAUUUCAGGCUUCAAACAUAAAGAUAUAAAACU
Molecule: messenger RNA, 2328 nt
Organism: Cololabis saira (Pacific saury)
Lineage: Eukaryota; Metazoa; Chordata; Actinopteri; Beloniformes; Belonidae
Gene: gpr137ba
Product: G protein-coupled receptor 137Ba
Exons: 7
Coding region: 112-1242 (376 amino acids)
Biological process (GO): negative regulation of osteoclast differentiation; regulation of autophagy; positive regulation of TORC1 signaling
Cellular component (GO): lysosomal membrane
Source: RefSeq, a predicted model, not a curated record